CGUAUCAAGCGCCGGCUUUAUUUUCACAUAAUUUUCAUUCCAGCCGUGGUUAUGCACGGCCCGGUAUUUGACAUCGCGAAUUUUCAAACGUGUGACGAGUAAUGAAUUAAUCCGUUAAUGAAUAAAUUUUCGCUGUGAGUCUCGAAUAGGGGAAUACGCUUUUAAUUGUGCAAACACGCGGCGAUCGCGGUGUACAAUUGCCCGCGAUUUCGCGAUUCGCUGAUCAUCGAGAAUAAAAGUUUACGGAUAAGCAAUACAAUUGUUUCUCGGAUAAGCCGAUUCUUUGUAUGCAUACAGCGUCGCAGAAAUACUUUCGUGCAUUCUUGCGCGACCGCUAUCACGCCAAUUCCGCGCGGGAUCGAGUGCGGUUCUCCCUUUACAAGAACCGAGAAUUGCCUUACGUUUCACGGACGUUGUACUCACGUUCUCAGGAGUUGCUGGCAUUUCAAGAAGUGCCGACCUUAACGAAACACCGCGUUCAGUCGAUGCAAAAACCAUGUUGCGAUCAGUGCCAUCACAUGCACUGCUACAUCUUCUGCUUCAGCUCUGCGCGAUGAUGAGUCUCAACGCGUUGCGUACCAAUAGCUUUCCAGACCAUUAUCUGGAACUGGCCAAGCUCGACAUCGACGAGAUUGAGAUUUACCUGUCCAAAUUAGACUUUACGGAUGUGCCUACCGUGAAAAUGAUGAUCGCCGGAUUCAAGUGUCCUAUUUCUGCUCUGCCUUUCGGCGCGUUAAAAUCCGACUGGUCUAGGCUUGUACUGCUUGAAGAAGCACAACCUGAGGGGUCAAUUAUCAAGCAGAAACUCGUCCAACUGAUGCGAAUCUUGAUAAUCGCUUAUUAUCAGAUGGAGGAACGUUUCGACGUGAUUAGCCGCGAUACGCAAGCCUCAAAGAAGUGUCUCAGAGAAGUGCCGACAACCGCAUCAACCGCAAACGAAACGAGCACUCCGCGCGGUUUAAAUGACAGCUAUUUGGCAAACGAAAUCUCAAGUAAUAAUUGGAGCAAUUAUAACUGCUCGAAAAUAAAUCCAAGCGCCGCGAGAACGACGACGAAGAGCUGCUCGAGUUUCAACGACACCGUCAUUCCACCUAACGCUAGUAGUCAUCAGAAUGUUACGUCAUCGACUGAUCUUAACACGAGAGUCAAACCACGUUACUCUAACGCUACAUUUUCCACCGUUGGAUCCAAGAUACUCGGCAACUGUAUGAAGCACCCUUCAAAGGAUUCCGUGCGUAAGCGCUCGAAGGGCGCGCACAACAAGAUCUACGAGAACCUGAAGAACAAGGCGAGAUACAGUCUCGUGACUCGAGGGGGUAAUGAAGUCUACGUGAGGAACCGCACCAGGAUAUCACCGGCGACGAAUGAGUUUUGGCGAUACGUGACGCUCCCUCCACCAGCGCCGUUUAGCAUCCCCAAUGUUGCGCGAGCUUAUCGGGCGCAGAGAUUAAACGCAUCCAGGACGAAUCUCCGGAAAUCGCGGAAACGCGCGAGCUUGGACACCACCCUCUAUGGGGCCUCCGCGUGCUCUCACGACGUCGACAGGAAUAAAGAAGACGCAAGAAAACAUGCGAGCAGCAGCAGCGAUACUUCGACUGAACCUACGGGAAAAACAUGAGUGGAUAUGUCCAUCCGGCCAGGCGGGGGUGGGUUUCGUCGGACGGACAACGGUUGCACGUAUCUUGCGGUGAAUCUCAAUAAAGUUGAUCUUGCUCGACGC
Messenger RNA from Ooceraea biroi (clonal raider ant), 1720 nucleotides. RefSeq lists its product as uncharacterized. Lineage: Eukaryota; Metazoa; Arthropoda; Insecta; Hymenoptera; Formicidae. The record is from RefSeq and is a predicted model, not a curated record.